AUGUCAGCCCAACAACCAACCGACCGCCCUCAACCUCCCAAGAGCGAAGGCUACCGACAAGGCCAAAACCCAUCCUCCAAGCCCACCACCCCUCGAUACUCCCCUCCCAACUCCCAGAAUGGAUCCCCCCUAAACUCCGCCCCCGGCACUCCCGGUUCUGUCUCCAGCCUCUCAGGGUACCCCGUACCCCCAGGCGGCCCGCAACGCAUGUACUCCGAGAACGCCGUCUCUGACACCCCCCUGACCUCCGACCCCUACGGCACUCCCGCCGGCUCCGGAGGAGCCCAAGAUUACAUGUCCUACCGGCGGCCGACCAACGCUCAAUCACAACUCCCGACUGCCGAACUAAGGAAUAACCUCAACGCUGCGCGCGCCGUCGGCGGCGCCAGUGUCGCGAUGGGGGCCAGCGGUGCCGGAGCGUGGGGAUCCUCGCGUGGUAUCAUUGGCGCGUCAGGGCCCGCCAACCACAGAGAGGCGAGAGAGACGCAGUAUGUGUCGAGGAAUAACAGCACCACAGGAUUGAAUGGCAUGGGAGGCCAGACGUAUAACGGACGGGGUCACCCAUUGAGGGAGAAUAUGCAGAGUGAAGCCAGGACAGAGGGAGAACAGAUGGCUACGUAUGGAGAGGGGGAGGUGGCUGAUGCUGUUGAGGGGCAGGCGAGGAAGAGGAACGAAGGGAGGAACAGGCGCGAGUCGACAGCGCAGGGUGGGAGGCCGAACUUGAGUCUGGCGCAGGUGGGCGAGGGAGAGAUUGAUCACCAUGGGAGGGAAAGGAUUGGGAGUGCGAGUCAUAGAGAGGUUAGUGGUGAGAGGCAUGGACGUGUGAGGGGAGAGGUUAGCUUGGAGCCUUCGGAGGCUGAUUUGGAGAGGAAGAAGUUGCAGCAGUCUUGGAAAAGGGAGGAGAUCAAGAAGGCUAGAAAGGCUGGGAAGGAUGUCGACGGGACGAGUGGGCUGGGUGGAAGGGAACCUAGGCCCGAGGUGUAG
Sordaria macrospora k-hell is the source of this 984-nucleotide messenger RNA. RefSeq lists its product as uncharacterized. The record is from RefSeq and is a predicted model, not a curated record. Lineage: Eukaryota; Fungi; Ascomycota; Sordariomycetes; Sordariales; Sordariaceae.